CGCGCGCAGCCGCACGCGGGAGGGCUGUUAAAACUACCCCUCCCGUGGUGCCCCGCGCAGCAUGGAGCGGCGCGUGGCGGAGGGGCUCCGCGACGCUCUGGGCCCCUUCGGCUUCGAGAUGCACGCCUUUAAGGUUGGAUGGUACAAUGCUAUUCUCCAGCCAGCCUUUCAUCUCCCCUACUCAGAUGACACACUGGCCUUCGUGGUCCUCAGCACACCUUCAAUGUUUGACAAAGCUCUUAAACCUUUUGUGAACAAAGAACGGUUAAAAAUAAUCAGGGAUCCUGUGGAUCAGUGUGUUUCUCAUCAUUUGUUACGUGUGAAGGAGAAAUUCCCUGACCAGAGGAUGGAUGUCAUCUUUGAUUAUGAGAUUCUGCCAAGCCGAAAGCCCAAGUUCUUAGCGCAGACAGCUGCCCAUGUUGCUGGAGCCGCAUAUUACUACCAAAGGAAGGAUGUGAAGCUUGAUCCUUGGGGGAAAAAGAAGAUCUAUGGUGUAUGUAUCCAUCCCAAGUAUGGCGGUUGGUUUGCUAUCCGAGGUCUCCUCCUGUUCCCAGAUAUUCAGGUACCAUUCCUGGAACAGUCUGCCCCUGUUGACUGUGUGAGCACAGAGGAAAAAAGAAUUGAGUUGCUGGAGCAAUUUAAUUUCCACUGGCAGGAUGGCCACUACAGGGACAUAAUUGAAGUGAAGGAAAGGUAUUCAGAGGAGCAAAAAGCCUACUUUGCCACUCCUCCAGUGGAGAGAUUCAAACUGCUGGGGCUGACACAAGAAACCCAGAAAAGCAUGUUUCACUGAGUGACGUGGCUUCAUGGAGGAGCAGAGGGCAAGCAAAGCAUAACUCAUCAGCACCACCUUUUCCACAGCGCUGAGGAGGACGGCGUGCUGAUACAGAGAUGGCAAAUCCAAGCAGUGUGUGCAGCAUCUCAAUCCAAACAUCAUCCUCUCAGAGUAAGAGGGAGCAUUGCAUCGUAGCACUUGUGGUCUGGAGGAAGGUGGGAGCAGUCUGUUCUGUGCUGUUGCCGAUUUGGUGCAUCUUUUUGGGAGUCUGGUAAGAUGCCGAUUAGCCUUUGGUUGGGUAAAGUUCAGACACCCUGGUAACUGGAACACUUGUGCUGCUCAUUAGAGAAGACAUCUUUGUUUUCUCAAGAAUUUUCUUUCCAAAUGUUUUGGUUUGGUUUUAUUCUGUAUAAGAGUAAAAAAGUUAAUUUUCAGUCAUCGUACUCUUUUUUUCAUCUGAAGUGAGGGCAGAUACUUUUUUAGGUGUAUCCAGCAUUUUAUUACCUUGUGUCUUAACUCUCUCUAGGGAAGAAAUGUUCAGUCUUGUCUUCCUCAGAAAGAAAAUUUGUCCUAUAUUUCUUGACUUGCACUGAAGCUGGCUUAAUUUAAUUGAAAAAAACGCAGCUGCCUCCUUCAAGGUAGUUAUGAAAGGGAAGGGGACAGUACAAAGGUGACCGCUUGAGUCUGCUAUUUCCUCUUCACCCAGGGUCAGCUUCUCGGAACAACGUGACAUCUUUAGGUAUCCAUACAGCAGCUGACUAUAAUCUUUGGAAAGGUGCUGAAUAAUGUCUAUGUGAGUGGAGUUUUGCUCAUAUUAAGAUAACUGAGUGGAAAAAUCAAUUCUUAUGACCUUUUUCUAAGGUAGAUGAGGUUUGAAUGUAAAAUAUUUUUCAGUGCCGUGCCAGCACACACCACAGUUUUACUACCAUAGUUUCCUGUUGUACUUUCCAUAGGGGGGAGAUUGUAAACCUGCACACACAUAAAAAAACAUUGCAUGAAGCAUUGUCAUGCACAGGCAACCAAGCAGAGAAAAAAGAGAGAAAAUAUUCAUUAUGUUCAUGUUACUUAUGUUGCUGGAUAAAACAUCUUCAGACAGAAACAUAACAUUUUUUUUAGAUGACUGUCCUGUUAGAUUUGUUCAGAGGUUACAGUGGCACUGGGAAUCAGGAAUUAAUUUAUCUUAGAGCACUUUGAGGCUCAGGCCUCAUUAAAAUAUUAUAUUCUAAUAAAUGAAAAUAAUAUUUGUGUGGGAGUUUUGUUACUUGACUGAAGUGCAAUGCUGCAAAUCCCUAAGCACUUUUCCCCUUUCUUUGAUACUCAUUUUGCAGAACCGAGCCCUUUCUUUUUAUUUUAUGUUGUGAGUCUGCGUAUCUGUCGGAGACCCCCAACACUAUGGUUGCCCUCACAAAAAGUCACUGCUUGGUACAAUUUUUCAUAGUCUAUACACUAACUAAGCAUAAUGAAAAUUCAGCAUAACAAGUUUGUUUUCCUGUGAACAGAGCAGUGAGCAUGUGAUCACUGGGUUUGUUCAGUGUAUUUGCUGUUACAAAAAAGUCUUUGUUGCUGUCCAUGCUUUGUUCACCACAUCUAAGGCAGACACCUGACUUACUGUGUGAUACUGCAAUUUUUAUUUUUGCGAUUUUUAAUUUAAGUAAAAUAAUCAAAUUUGUUUAAAUUCUGCUUUUUUGUUAUAGAAUUCCUUCUGGUUGAAAUGUUGUUUGAUGUUCCAGAACUUUCCAACUGAAGUGUAAUUUAACAAGGACUUGAGUUAAUGGUUCAUAUUAGUAACAUAUACAACAUACUAUUCUCUUAGAAGGAUAAGUACAGAAUGGAAUCAGAUUUAUCUUCUUACACUACAAUUUAAAGUAAAAUAUUUUGCUAUUUUGGGGUUGAUUUCUUACAAAUAUUUAAUAUUUUGUCUUAGUUCAUGUAUUAAACCUAUUACCAUGGCCAUUUCAUUUUUUGUAAUUUAUUUCUCUUCACAUGGUACUUUGGUUAAUAAAAUAUACAAAAUUGUAAGUAACCCUCAGUACUGAGUAUUUUUAUUUAAACUACGUACUGAUUAACUUGUGGAGAGCUACAGAUGUUAAAGUGAGAAUUGAUCACUGUGUUUUUAACAUACUGAAAAUAGUGAGCUACCCAAGACACACAAAAAAUGCAGUAUCUGAAAACAAAAGAGAAAGUUAUCUUAGUAGAAGUUAGUAAACUAUUAUGGCAGGCUCAUCUGGGAUAUAAAAAAAUAAAACAUACAGCACAUUAUGAAUAAAUCUA
Messenger RNA from Grus americana (Whooping crane), 3046 nucleotides. RefSeq names its product metabolism of cobalamin associated C (gene MMACHC). The transcript has 4 exons. Gene Ontology annotation, cellular component: cytoplasm. Gene Ontology annotation, biological process: cobalamin metabolic process. The coding region runs from base 62 to 793 and encodes 243 amino acids. Gene Ontology annotation, molecular function: demethylase activity; cyanocobalamin reductase (cyanide-eliminating) (NADP+) activity; FAD binding. The record is from RefSeq and is a predicted model, not a curated record. NCBI's taxonomy places the organism in Eukaryota, Metazoa, Chordata, Aves, Gruiformes, Gruidae.